AAGCUCUCAGUUCUGUGCCGCCUACGACUUCCAACGCAACAUGAUACGGAAGCAGCUUGGACUUCUACUGACGGCUUUCAUGACGCUCUCCGCUGGAGCCUAUCCCAAGCUAGAGAUAUCGCUUUCAGAGGGGGAGCCGUGCCCUAGUCGCCCCGGAUACCCCGAGAGCCGCUGCCUGGGCAUCAAGAACUGUUCCAAUGUGGAGCUGUAUAUUAAAUCCGGCAAUAUGACGCUGUACGAUGUGCUGGGGUGUGGAAUUGGUGUUUAUAUGGAGCUCGUCUGCUGCCCCAACAAACUACCCAACCUCCAGACAGCGUCCUCGACUACGGAUUCAAGCCCCGCUGGUGUUGGUCCAAUGGUCCCAGAGUCAGAGCCAAAGCACAAACGGAAGCCGGAACGCGAGCCCUAUCGCCAUGUGGUCUCCCUACAGUACUUGAACGCAUUGACUUUUGACUCGUACGUCAUGCGCUGUACGGGCGUCCUUCUCAAGGAGAACUUUGCUCUCACCUCAGCCGCAUGCGCUGGCUCCUUUAUAGCUGACCCGAACCAUGUACGACUGGGCUUAUCAGAGCCCUUCAAGGACGUUCUGGAGAUCGAUAACAUAACGUACCACAACAACGACCUCGUGCUGCUCCACAUGAGCCAUGGCUAUAGCAAGGAGUUCAUUGCCGAGGUCUGCAAGCAGGUGGACGUGGAAAACCGACUCAAAUUAAUCGCCGUGGGUUUCUCCCAGAAGAACGAAGAGAACUGCUCGUGGUUCGAGAGGGAGGUGACUAACGUCACGUUCGACUCCUGCGAUCGUGUGAGCAUCAACCGUCCGGUCAGAGGCAUCGACAAUAUCAACCACUUCUGCGUGAACCCCAAAACGGCCAGCCCUCGAUCUCCGCCUGGAUCCUGCGUGGAAUGCUUGCGCGGUAGUGCCAGCAUCCUAUACGUGAUCCGCCCCGACGGCAGCGAUUGCGUGGCCGGCAUUGCCACACCCACCAGCAAGUCCUGCAUUAUCACUACGCAUCCGCUCUACUACACCAGCCUUCUCAGUCCGAUCAACAGCAGAUUCCUUAACGACGAGCUGUCCGGCAGUGGCAGCAGGACCUAGACAGAAUCAACUAGAGAUUGGUGGAAUACACUAUGUUUUAAGACUCAA
Messenger RNA from Drosophila persimilis, 1144 nucleotides. RefSeq lists its product as uncharacterized. The transcript is spliced from 5 exons. The record is from RefSeq and is a predicted model, not a curated record. Gene Ontology annotation, biological process: proteolysis. Lineage: Eukaryota; Metazoa; Arthropoda; Insecta; Diptera; Drosophilidae. The coding region runs from base 41 to 1096 and encodes 351 amino acids. Gene Ontology annotation, molecular function: serine-type endopeptidase activity.